This is a messenger RNA of Pocillopora damicornis (cauliflower coral), 3950 nucleotides long. RefSeq lists its product as uncharacterized. Lineage: Eukaryota; Metazoa; Cnidaria; Anthozoa; Scleractinia; Pocilloporidae. The record is from RefSeq and is a predicted model, not a curated record.
UCAAAUAAUGAAUACUCAGAAUAAAAGUAAUUCAAUAAAGGGCCUUGUGCCAGGAGCCCUUGGCUGCCCAGCAAAGGAAUUUGGUGGUGGUGAGAAGACAGUGGGUGAACUUGGCAGUCCUCAGAAGUUUCUCUACUGGCAAUUUCCCAAUUGGAAGACCAACAAGAAGACUGUCAUGGUUCCUCCCGCCUACAAACCCACUGAAUCAGGCUACACAAUUUCAAAAGAUGGCAAAUAUGCUGAUGAAGAUGACGUCAAUAUAAGAGGAAGACAAGGAGAGAAACUUGUGUACGAUCAUCUGCAAAAAAAUGGCCGAGCAAAGAACCUGGGCAUGUUUGUCAUUCAUGGAUUUGACCUUACAGAGAUUACCAAGUGGAAUAAACGAUGCAAAAGUGAAGAUUCCGUGCCUAAGUCAGAUAAAGUACCUAAAACAGGUGAAAGCGACUUUGUCAUCUUUCACCAUAAAAAAGGCGUCAUUCUACUCGAGGUUAAGAGUUUGAAGAAGUCUGAGAAAGAAUUUCUAGGAUCUAAAAUCAUUGAGGCUAAAGACCAACUGGAUAGAACCAGGACAGUUGUUGAAGCUUUCGCUGUAGUGAACAAUUCCAGCGAUGAACAAUCUGAUCGCUUGGAGCCACCUCCAGUGAUGAUGGUUAUUGCUCUUCCUUCCACGAAGAGAGGUAGUCCACAUGCUCACGUGGAUGACACUUUAUUAAUGUAUGAGGAAGAUCUUGCAAGUCCGGAGAGCUUUUCAAAAUGGUGGUAUGACAACAUUGAAUCACCUCCCUGGAUGGCCUCCACCCCAGACAUCACCAACAAGGCCUAUGAAUUGGCCUUAUCAAGAAUCUUAGCUGUACGACAUCUUGGCCCUGUAACUGAGUCUGAAUACACAGCUGACAUAAGCUAUACCUUAGACACCUUCAAGCAUCUGGGAAACUUGGCUAGUGGACGCUUCCGCAGGAUCAAGGAAGUUGAACACCCCCAUCUCUUUCGCUGGUGCAAGUACAUGAUGUCUCAGGUCAAUCUACCUAUUGCCAAAGUUUCAUUCAAAGAAGCUUUGCACACCCUUAACAGCGUCAAUGUUACUGCUUGUAAGGCAAACCUUUUGAAGGUUCUUAAUGACCAUCUUUCUGAUAAAAAGUUCCUUCUGGGGAACAAGAUGGCCGGUGAAGACACAAAGAUAUUCCAGUACCUUUGGACAGUGUACAUCAUUGACAUUGACAGCAUAACCAGAUUCAUGAAUAGAGUUACUGAUGCAAAGAAGAAAGAUAUAAUAGUUGACACGGCCAAAACUCUGACAGACCUAGGUUUAGCCAAAGCAGAUAAUGUUACCGGACUAAAUGAGCUCUCGAAGUUAUUAGACAAAAGCCAAAGUGGAUUUCUAGAAGGGGAAAGCUGCACAAAUCUGGACAGAGAACUGUGUGAAAACCUGGCCGGAGGAAAUGUCAGGAUUCUGGCCCUUCCUCUCAAGAAGCGAUGGGCACCCGUGUUUACAAUGGAUCAGCUUGCCGCGUUUGAUGGACCAAAGAAACAGCUUAUCAUCGGUGGGCCAGGGAGUGGGAAGACAGAGUUGAUGAAGGCCAAGGCUCUCAUACUCGCAGAGAAGUUGCCACCUGGAAAAAAGAUUUUAUACUUGAUCCACUGUGACAGGAAAAACGUCUUUCCUAAUGUCAUGAGAAAAUUUUUCAACGAUAACAACGAUAACAACGAUAACAAGGAGAUGUGUGUGGAUGUACUGACAGUUGAGUUAGAGGGGGAACAUCGCAAGGCCUUUGAAGACCAGCAAGCUCAGUUAAAAUGGGAAACAUACAGCCAUGUUUUCAUUGACGAGCUAUGGAUUGGUUCAAAGAUCAGAUACGAAAUGCAGCAGGACGGUAAUAUGAAUGUAAUCGACGAGCUAACAAUUCCCAAACAAGCAUUAGAGAGCAUUGAGGGCUAUGUUUGGAUGACCUCUGUCUUUGACUUUAAGAAAGAGUGUUUUGAGAAAAUCAGCAAAGAAGAAAUCACAGAAGUGUUAACCUUGCAGAGACUGGAAGGGAAAAAGAAUUUGCUUUACAAAAAGCUCAGUACACCAUCUCUUCUGGAGGUUCUGGAAAAAAAAGGUGGAGUCAUAAGUAGGAUCAGGCACCCUUUGAGGAGUGUGAACAACAUUGUAAGGCUGCUACAAGACUACAGUUCCUUGUAUCGUGAGAGAAGUUUUCCUUAUGGUGUAGAGAACAUGCUCAAUCACAAUGUGGAUGGGCAGGAAAUCACCUGGAUUGCUGUCCAACCAGAGGGAAAUGAUGUCUCACCAGAGAGAGCACAACAUGCUGGACAUUCACAUGUGGACAGGGAUCAUCUUACAAUGCUAAUGUACAACAAAUGCGUGCAAGUCAUUGAACAAGUUAUCUGGUUCAAUCGUGACCUUCGUCCACCUUUAUUGAUGAAAACAAGCAAGAGUCAGUUAAAGCUACAGCUUAAUCCUGAUGAUAUUCUGGUGGUCAAUUUUGUUGCACGCUAUCAGUCCAAACAUAGUUUAGCUGGUGGUCUCAGCUUGGAAAACAUUCCUGUCUGUGACCUGAAUGACCAAAGAGCAUCUUCAGCUGAGGAUGAAUUUCUUGACAGGUUACGUGGUGGAGUGUGUCUCUUGAAUUCAAAGUCAAGAAAGGAUUCAGCUUGCCUUGAUGGUGCAGAGUGGCCCAUGGUAAUUGUGCUUCUGACACCUGAACUUCUGUUAGGUGAUGGGAAUUCUGGGUUUGAACCUGUUCGUAACUAUGAUCCGUACAUAGCCAUGUUCCGUGCUCAGGCGAAACUUGUUGUGAUAUCAGACUCAUGGAGGUCAUCCCGUGACUUCCUCAACACAGUCAAAGAAAAAAAAGCCUAGGUAACUUGGAAUCAAAAAUGAGGCCCUGCUUUCCUAGCUGGUAAUUUUUGAGCUGAAAAAAUUAUAUGAGUCACAUGAAGGAGCAAUUUUCCCUGUUAGUUUUUCAGUCAUUGUCAAAUGCCAUCUACAAAUGGGCAAUGUGAGAGGUACACUCCCUCUGCCCCCAUGUACCCUGACAAGAUUUUCUUAUUUUUCAGAUAUUUUUUGUUAAAUCUUGUUUGAGCUUAUGUAAAGUGGUCUCAAAUAGGGGGGAAGCUGCAGUCUUAUAACCUUGCUUUGCCCCUUCCCCCCUUAUUUAGUUUCAGUAGGAUUGCUUGCCAAGUAAGUAACAUAAUGACAGGCAACUGAACGAUGUAAAUGUAGUUCAGUUUAAUCAGUUUGGAUUGUCAAUUUAAGAUCAAGGAAUUAUAAAUCACUCACCUAACAACAAAACUUAAAUGUGAGGUGUUUCUUCCAUCAAAUUGUGGUUUUCAAUCAUUGUAUAUAUUCAAUUUUAGUUAGCAUGACUUUUUGUCUAUAAUAUAAUGUAAUAAUAAUAAUAAUAAUCAUAAUAAUGAUAACAAUAUGCAAUCAUUUUGGGGAAUAAUGUGCAAACUGCUCUUGGUGCAAAGCUUUAUAUACUUCUGAAUAUAACCAUUAAAUUUACACCAACUGUUAAGAGCAUAUUCCUGAGAAUAUAGAAAAACUGAAUUUUUUAUUUCAUUUUGCCAUAGCAAUCCCUUGGACAAAUGUAUUUAAGGAAAAAUAGUUCAAGGUUCCAGUGACUCAUUUCAAGGGAGAAAUUUUCAAAAGUUUGAAACUUCGGUUUUUACCUAAUUGAAUAAUAUUAUGCAAAUCAAGACGGUCAAUGUGCAAAUCAAAGGAGUGUUUUGAAAAAAUAAAAAAAACUAAUGAAAAAAACUUUGAUGUUUUGGGGCAGUCCAUUGCUUCUCGAUAUUCUCAGAAAUAUGUUCCUAAGGUCCCUACAGAAAACUGCCACAAUUAAUAAAUAACAACUAGGAAACAGGAAAUUCAUUUCUUUAAAUAGCAACUACCACAUACAUUAUGAGCUGAUUUAUCAAAAUGCAGGAAAAUCAUAAAUCAUGUUACC